AUGCAGCGACUUAAAGAGUACCAUAUGGUUAGGACAGAACAAUUAGCAGAAGGAAGCUCGGAAGAGGUGCCCGAAACACCUAUGGGGGAGGUCAUCCAUUAUAUUCCUCAUCAACCAGUGAUCCAAGGCCAGGCCGACUCAACAAAGAUGAGGAUAGUUUAUGAUUGUUCAGCAAAGACACAUUGUCAAGUACCUUCCUUGAACGACUGUUUGAAAGUAGGACCCCCUUUACAACCCACGUUAUUUGACCUCCUUGAAAAUCGCAUGAAGAUGUUGUGUAUCACCGGAGAUAUUCAAAAGGCCUUUCUUCAAAUUAAAGUGGACCUAAGAGAUAGAGAUGCCUUUCGCCUUCUAUGGUAUGAGAACCUCGACUCAAGAAUGGUGAGGCAGUAUUGUUUCACCAGAGUGAUUUUUGGGUCAGGACCAAGCUCAUAUAUUCUUGGGGCCACACUUCAAAAACAUGUGAGCCAGUAUGCUGAUAAGUACCCCAGUACUGCUGAUGAGUUGCUAAAAAACACCUAUGUUCAAUCAGGUGGUGAUUGUGUAGAAGAGCUGAUCAAUUUCAAAAAGGAGGCCACGUGA
Messenger RNA from Pocillopora verrucosa, 582 nucleotides. RefSeq lists its product as uncharacterized. The record is from RefSeq and is a predicted model, not a curated record. Lineage: Eukaryota; Metazoa; Cnidaria; Anthozoa; Scleractinia; Pocilloporidae.